GAUAGAUUUAGAGACAAAUAAGCUCCUCAUCUUUGUUAGACUUAAUUUCAUUUAGUCAAAUCUUUUAGGAUUGGAAGUUUUUCUCCAACAAAGCUCUAGUAAAUUACAAAUUUACAAACAAAAAUAUUACUUUUGAUUCCGAUAUUCAAAAACACUUGGAAGUUCAUUUUAGAUGCUUUAGAAUGACAAAGAUAAAGAUUGACAUUUUCAUAUAGCUCUAGCAUGCCUUUUUCAAGUAUGAGAUCAUUGAGAUGAUGAAAAGGGGUCUUCAGAAGAAAUUCUCAAAAGUAAUGUAAGGGCUUUGUAACUUCGCUUAGAAAAUCUCUCAUAUAUAUAUUGAAUAGAAGUUCUUAUGGAUGAUGCAUAAUCUUUAGCACAACUUGUUGGAGAGAUUGCAUAGAGACUUUUGUUUAUGGUCGAUGCGUAAGAAGUACUACUCUUGGGCGAUACAGUUAGUUAUAAAAUAUCACUGAUUGUCAGGUUGACUUUUCUAUACUCCCUCAACUACCCAAACCAAUUAUAUUAAUUCAACUAGGCUUAUAAAAUAUCACUGAUUGUCAGGUUAAAAUAUCAUUUACAUUAAUUUUUAUUCAAAAACAAUUAUAUUAAUUCAACUAAGCUUAUAAAACUUUGUUUCAAAAUCAUGGUUGAAACGUUUUCAUGAGGCACCACAAACAUCAAAUAUCUCAAACAGUCCAACUCGUCAUGGGUUUAGGAUUUUCUAAGGUUUUUGGAAUGUUUCCUUUCUACGUAAAAUAAAAGUUAAAAGUUUUGGUGUUUUUGCCUUUUCUAGGUUUAGUUUUGAUUGUAUAUAAAGGAGUCUCUUAUGAUCAAAAUAGGGUUACUACAGAACAUGGAGCAAAAGGAGCCGUACAAAAAAAGAAGAACACAAUUCAAAUCAUCAACCUCUUCCUCCUCCUUUCCUGUCGAUCUAACCACAGAGAUACUCUUAAGACUGCCCGAGAAAUCUGUUGCCAAGUUUAGCUGCGUGUCCAAGCUUUGGUCAUCAAUCAUCACCGAUCCAUAUUUCAUCAACUUAUUCCAAACGCAAAGCCUUCAAAUCUGUUUCCAAAAAGAUGACAACUUGUGUUUUUCCUCGAUUCCUCAGAACUCGAACAGGUCCUCCUACUCUUCUUCUAAUUCUCUGUCUUUCGAUCAGACAAAACUCCCAGAAAAUUGUAGUCACUGGUCAUCGACAGAAUCAGUGCAUCGCUUGAUCUGCUUUCAUAAAUCAGACAAGCUGAUAGCUUGGAACCCUAGCACGAGACAAUUCUUAAUGUUACCGAAUUUAUUACCGAGCUGGAACGAUUCAAAACUGUUUUUAGGAUAUGAUCCCAUCGAACGCAAACACAAAGUAAUGUGCAUUCCCCGUAACAGAACCUGCCACGGGUGCCAAGUUUUUACAUUGGGAUCAGAUAUAAUAUCAUGGUCGUGGAGAAGGGUCGGAACUAACCAGGCGCAUUCUCCUUCCGUGUCGAUGCACAGAAACACAAGUGGUCGAGACAACACUUUCUUUCGCGUUUUGAUGCCUGUGAUCUGA
Brassica napus (rape) is the source of this 1540-nucleotide messenger RNA. Its product is annotated as putative F-box protein At1g47790. The record is from RefSeq and is a predicted model, not a curated record. NCBI's taxonomy places the organism in Eukaryota, Viridiplantae, Streptophyta, Magnoliopsida, Brassicales, Brassicaceae. The transcript has a single exon. The coding region runs from base 827 to 1540 and encodes 237 amino acids. Gene Ontology annotation, molecular function: protein binding.